AUGUCUGGGCAUAAAAGGUGCAUGAAAAAAUUCAUCGAUACUGUCAACGCUGUUUUACAGAAGUGCCGUGGUGAUGUGGUUGAAGAAUUUAAGGUGAAAUUUGGAUUUGACACUACACUUGCUGAUCAUGUCAACAGUUUUAUUAGUUUUGCUGCAUCCUCGCGGGUAAAAGUUCUUGCUUUUGAUCUGGAGCCUUUUGACUCUGGGCUCCGAUAUGAUCACUACAUAUUUCCAUUUGAUCUUUUUAACAAUGAAAGCAUCUCCUGUCUACAAAGUAUUCAGCUUAGCUUUGUAUCAUUGGAGCCACCUUUCCAGUUUAGUGGUUUCCCAAACCUGAGAAAGCUUGAUCUGAGGGUGGUGCAUGUGACUAGAAAGGAUCUUGAAGAUACACUGUCCAGUUGCUGUAAUAUUGAGUGGCUAAGUAUGGACAGAUGCCAUCUUAAGGAUGAAUUAAAGGUGGAUACCCCUAUGUUCCAUCUGCAACAUUUACGUAUUGUGCACUGCGAAUUGACCAAGAUAGAGUUCCAUGCUGUAAAUCUAGAUACUUUUGUAUACAAAGGAUCCUUUCUGCCUAUUGUCCUCAACCAUUCAAGGAAGUUGGAUGAUGUAAGAAUUACGUUAUAUCAAACAAUCUUUCAGCAUGUUCUCGCAGCACUCCUCGAUGGCCUUCCAAGCAUGAAGAAUCUGACUUUUCAUAUUUAUUUUCCACGAAUAGAGAUGCAAGGGUUGAGAAAUAACCCAUACAAGUUUUCUCGUCUUAGGAAUUUACAGUUGUUCAUGAACAUAGACCGGAAAGAUGCUGACAAACUUUUUUGUUUGGUCUCUUUUCUAAGAGCCGCUCCUCUUAUUGAAAGACUGGAGGUUCAUGUAUUUGAGGUGACACUUAAUGCCCCUUUAUGUGUUUUUCUGAUGCAAUGA
Molecule: messenger RNA, 918 nt
Organism: Setaria italica (foxtail millet)
Lineage: Eukaryota; Viridiplantae; Streptophyta; Magnoliopsida; Poales; Poaceae
Exons: 3
Coding region: 1-918 (305 amino acids)
Source: RefSeq, a predicted model, not a curated record